GUGUGGGUUUUCGGUUCUAUAAAAACUCGUUGCUCACAGUUCUAACAAUUCAGUCAAUUUUUUGUAACAACUCCAGUAAGUCAACAGUCAAAAAAAAUAAAAUAAAAAUGGCACUCGAACGUCAAGUACGCGCAAAGGUAUUAGCUAAACGUGAUCCUCAACAGGAGCAAGAAGCCAAAGAAUGGGUCGAGGCUAUUCUUGGUAAAAGUUUAGGCGAUGAGCCAUUUGAAGAUGCUAUUCGUGAUGGAACAGUUCUUUGUCAAGUUAUGAAUAAAUUAUCACCUGGAUCAAUUCCAAAAAUUAAUACAUCUGGUGGACAAUUUAAAAUGAUGGAAAAUAUUAAUAUGUUCCAAAGAGCUAUGAAAGAAUAUGGUGUUGCUGAUAAUGACGUUUUCCAAACAGUUGAUUUGUUUGAAAAGAAAGAUAUGGCACAAGUGAUAACAACAUUAUUUUCUCUUGGUCGUGAGACUUAUAAACAUCCUGAGUGGAAAGGACCAUAUUUAGGACCAAAACCAUCAGAUGAAUGUAAACGUAAUUUCAGCGAAGAAACACUUCAAGCUGGAAAAACAAUUAUUGGUCUUCAAGCUGGUUCAAACAAGGGAGCAACCCAAGCUGGACAAAACAUUGGUGCUGGUAGAAAAAUUAUCAUUGGAAAGUAAAAUAAAUUAUUCGUUUAUAUAGUUUAUUUUUGUUUUACCACCCCCCAUUUAUCAUGACAAGAUAUACUUAUUUAUUAUACCUUUUAUAUAUAAUUCAGAAAUAAAUAUUUCAUUAUUAUUAUAAUUAUUA
This is a messenger RNA of Aphidius gifuensis, 789 nucleotides long. It is a transcript of the gene Mp20, whose product is annotated as muscle-specific protein 20. The record is from RefSeq and is a predicted model, not a curated record. NCBI's taxonomy places the organism in Eukaryota, Metazoa, Arthropoda, Insecta, Hymenoptera, Braconidae. Gene Ontology annotation, biological process: actomyosin structure organization. Gene Ontology annotation, molecular function: actin binding. Bases 108 to 659 code for a protein of 183 amino acids. The transcript is spliced from 4 exons.